Porites lobata is the source of this 43776-nucleotide messenger RNA. The record is from the annotation of a GenBank genome assembly. Lineage: Eukaryota; Metazoa; Cnidaria; Anthozoa; Scleractinia; Poritidae.
AUGGCUUCUCUUUUCCACUGUACAGCCUCAAAACUAUCAUCUGCUCAGCCUCUGAGACAUGCAUUAUUGCGGAAAAACUUGGCCGCUAUUUCGGCGUUUUUCAGCACGUCUUCUAGUCAAAGUGCUAUAAAGAAUGUUAUGGUCAUUGGAAGCGGUCUCAUGGGAGCUGGGAUUGCUCAGGUUCGAAUGAAAAUAUUUUAGCUUUUAACAACUUGAUCUUUGAUUUGAUCGAAGAAUUUAGUUGUUUAUUAAAUGUCAUGUAUUGCUUUUAUGAAUAAGUACUAAUAAUAAUCCUAAUCAUGCAUCUUCUUUUACAGAUAAUGAAAUAUAUAUGAAUAUCAUCAGUGCCAUUAAUUUUAACGAUAAUUAUUAAGUUUAUAUUAUUAUUCAUUGAAGCUUUAAAUAUUCUUUCUGUUUCUGAUUGGUUCAAAUAUCCUGACUAGUUCUUCAUGACUGGCUGGUACUUUAAUACUAACUUUGAAAUAUAUUUAGAAUAUUUAUACCGUUAUUGAUGUCAGUCACCAAAUAUCAGUGAUUAGUAUAUAAUACUAAAACAGUGGAUAGUGUUUUUCACACACUCUGAUUGGCUGAUCAAGCUCAGGAUAUUCACUGCUAUUCAGUUAUUCACCUCCAGCUCCACCGAGCGAGGGACACCAAACUUGCAUUAAGUUUUGAGCAAAAUGGCUUUCCGGUUUGCAAUGAAAUUUGGUUUGGAAGUUUUAACAGGUAAUGCUUUGUCUGCUUGACUCAAAUUUAUCAAUGAAACCAUUGAAAAAAGUUUUUUUGUUUACCAGGGAUCAAACCCAGAACCCCCACCAUUCUAUCAACUAAGAGCUAAUCCUGCCAAUGGUUUAUUAGGUUGCUGCAGCCACAAAUCAUCAAGUGACGAUGGUGGAUCAAACAAAUGCAAUUUUGACAAAAUCUAUGAGAUCCAUUGAGAAAAGCUUGGACAGAGUUGCAAAGAAAAAGUUCAAAGAUGAUGCAGAGGUGGGUAAAAAUUAAAAUGAUCAACAGGCGAUGGGCGCAGGUACCUAUUUAUAAUGUUUACCUACUGAACAUUGUUAAUGUAAUACCACAGAACUCUAUUAAUCCUCACUAUGGUUACAUCACAGUUGGAAAACUUGACAUUAUGUUACCAUUUAAUCUUUAAAAAUUAAAGAUCUAUUGAGAAUAUUUUGCUAUAUUUUGUUAUAAGUCCAAUAGAGGUGCCAGUACUGAGAUUGUCUUAAGACUCCAAAUUUAAAUAAGACAUGUUGUUACCGUAUUUAUCCGAUUAAGCACCCUGGGUGCUUAUUUAAUUUUUGGACCUUGAGAGUGGGCGCUUGUUCAGUUCAAGGUGGGUACUUUUUCUAGGUUGGGUGCUUAUUAAAUUUCACACUUUUCAGGUAGUAGUCAUUGAUUUUAUUUUGCACCAAACCAAUAAAUGAUAACAAAAUGCAAAGAUGUACCAAAAAAAGAAUAUUAACAGUACUGUUCAUUAAAGUGUUUUAAAAUACUAAGAAACCUCAGUCUGUGGGGGAAGUCUCUUAGAAGUACAUAUAUAUUUUAAUAGUCUAUUUUAAUCACCUUGUGCAGAAAACUUGAUUUUUUUGGGGGGGGGUGGAGGGGGACAGGGGUGGGCACUUAUUCUAGGUGGACACUUAUUUGAGGUUGGGUGCUUAAUUGAAUAAAAUAUGGUAUAUCAUGUCUUUGCUCAAUGUUUUAGACAUCUCAACAGCCUUCUUCUUUUUGCCAAUCUGUCAGAUGUCCUUAACUUUGAAGUCAGUAAUGGACUAUAACUGCUUUGCAUUCUAGGGUGGAAACAAAUUUGUUGCUGAUACCCUGGGUAGGAUAACAAUCACUACAGAACCCAAUACUGCAAUUGGUGACACAGAUCUGUUAAUAGAGGCCAUUGUGGAAAACAUGCGCACUAAACAUAAACUCUUCACAGACCUUGACAAUGCUGCACCCAGGUAUUUAUGAAUGGAUUUUUUGAAUCAACAAAUGAAAUCAUUUUCCCAUUAAUGAAUUCAUUAGUUUGUUAACGGUCGAGAACGCUUGACCUGCUUGACUGUAAAAGAGAUGUAAAGUUAAUCCAAACCUGGUAUAUGUGAAAGAGAUACCCAGGGUUGGACAUUGGCACUUGCCCUCUCACCUAGCACGCAAGUUCCAAAACCAUCAGGCGAGUACAAAUCAAGGAUCACUCGCCUGGCUUGGUGAGUACGGUUUUCAUAUACAGAAUAUAUUUAUUCAAAAUUGAUGUCACUUUUCGCUGUCAAUUUCAAAAUAAUCUGCGCUGUCCUCAAGCAAAGUGCUUACCAUUCUGAAAUGUCCAUCUAGUGGUGGAUACUUAGGGCAUUUGUUUGUUUGUUUGUUUUUUGCAGUCACACUAUCUUUGCAUCCAACACCUCCUCUUUACCAAUAAGAGAGAUAGCAAGUGUUACAAAAAGGAAGGACAAGUUUGGUGGACUUCACUUUUUUAAUCCUGUCCCUAUGAUGAAGUUGGUAGAGGUACAUGGCUGCAUACACGUUCUUGUUUGAUUUUAGGGUUAGGGAAGGCAUAUAACAUUUUUAUUUUCUCACACUACUGGUAGCCAUUCUUUUAUCCUUUGUUUAAAUUUUAUUUCCCAUUUGUUUUUGUUAUGCUAAUUAGUCUCGUUUGGUUAAGCAGCGAGACUCAUAAUCUGCAAGCCAUUUUUCUUCGUAUUUAUGACACAAAUGGUGUGUCAUUGUGCCAGGCGUUCCUAACGGAGACCAUGGAAAACUGGGAAUAAGAAUCCUUGCAUAACCGAAGCUAUGCAUGUUUUGCAAAGAAAGCUUAGGAAAGAUUAAAUUUAGAGCUUUCAAAACAUGUCGGUCCAUGAAUUCUAUCGCGUGAAAGUGUUGAUUACUUUGGAACAAGUGAACACAACUGAGUGGCCAAAAAAAUAAGAAUCUUUAUUAGCAAAACUGUAGGGAUGACAUUAAGAGCCGGGGGCCGGGGAUUUUCCCCGGCUACUAAGAGAGUGGCCUCUGGCUACUUUUAUGGGAAAGUAGAAGAAAAAUAGCACCAAAGGAAAUCCCUAGCCGUUUGAUUCCCCUCCUACUUGUUGUAUUUACCCGGCAACUUGAAAUCUUAGUGACAACCUUGAAAACUGCGAUGCCUGGUUGGGUGUUGUAAACUUUCAUUGUAUGCAAAUGGGUCUUGUGAUGAGCAUGCAGUUUAUUUUCGGCUGAUCUCCUUUUUUAUAUAAUUAUGUAUCAUGGUAGGUUGUACGAACCCCAGAAACAACAGAUGACACUUUUGAUGCCCUGUUCCAGUUUAGCAAAGAACUUGGCAAAGUACCUGUUUCUUGCAAGGUUUGUCCACAAUUUUAUUUUUUAAUUCAUCAACUAAUGUUUUGGUUGCCCACCCAAUCUUCCAGUUACCUGAGCUGUUCUAAUGACUGCUGCAUCAAUACAUUUUGUAGUCCUUGCCCUGAUAUUCAAGAACCUCAGUCACAAACCUUUCUCUGAGUGAGGGUCUCCAGGUGGCCUAGUGUGGGAAAGAAGGAAGAAAAAUGGGUAACACCAGAAUUGUGGGUGGAGUUUUGACAAGGUAUUCCUUGCACUGACAUUCACAAGCCUCAAUCUCAAAUAUUAUUUCUCUUUGGGUAAUUUCUAAAGGAUAAAACUGUAUUAAGAAGACACCUCUAAAAGUGGACAAAGUAAGGCCCUCCAGAGGGCCUACAGGGGCAGAUCCAGGAUUUUUUUUAGGAGGGGGUGCACUCGUCUCUUGCUGUACUUCAACACCAAUAAACCACAUAGUUUUUUUUUGCAGAAUACCAGUUGUAUUAGAAAACCGCAGGUCAUCUCGGGGGGGCACCCCUGCACCCUCCCCCUAGAUCUGCCCCGGCCUAGUGUGGGAAAGUAGGAGGAAAGGAGGGUUAUCAGAAUUGUGGGUGGGGGUGUAGUCUUUGCCCUGACAUUCACGAGCCACAGUCUCAAAUUUUUCUCUGGGUAUUUGCUUUAAGAUAAAACUGCAUUAUGCAGACGCCUCUAAAAGUGGACAAAAUGAGGGUCUCCAGAAGUCCUAGUCAAGUUGAAGAAAGAAGGAGGGGAAGAGGGUAAAACAUGUACAAGUACCGCAAAAGUGGGCGUGGAUGUGUAGUAUGAUAUGCAUCUAACAACCAUCCUGUACCCUGUUCAUAUUUUCCCUUAUCCUAUUUCAGUUCUGAUUUAAAAUUUGAUACCCUAUUUUAGAGUGUAAAAUAAAUGAAUAAGUAAGUAAGUAAAUAUUAAGUAGGUAAAUACAGUGGAACCUGGACUUAAUGAACCUCCAUAGAAAACGAUUCUCUUUACCCCAGUAAUACUAAAAGAUAUGAAAAAGAAUCUCGAUAUAACGAAACCUCGUUGUAGUGAACAAAUUUUGCAAGUCCUUUGGCCCUUCACUAUCUAGAGGUUCCCGUGCAGUAGUCAAAAUUAUUUAGAGGUAAGCGCAUCCACAAGGCGAUCAAUUCUUUGUCUACCACGUCCCUGAUUAAAUUAGAAUUUUUGAUUAUAAAUUUUGUUUUUUGAGAAGAAGAUUGCCAGAAAAUACCCCUGGGAGUAGGGAAGGUCGCCAACAACGUACAACAAACUCAAAAGAUUGCCUUCUAGCCUCCAUAAUAAUUAUGGAGGCUGGGUUCAUGCACAGAAGAAGGUGGAUCUCUCACCAUUGCAACAUUCUUGGCUCCCUAUUAUUAUGCACACUAAAGUAUCUUUUAAUGGUUAAUCAAUUUUGUUUCUUUAUAGGAUACACCAGGUUUUGUUGUGAAUCGUUUGCUUGUGCCGUACAUAAUGGAAGCCGUCAGAAUGCUCGAGAGAGGUAUGAACCGGCAGAACUGACUAGUUUCAGUCAGUUUUUGGAUUGUGGGGAAAACCAAAAAAGUAAAAAACCCUUUAACGUCAACUACCACACGUGUAUGCCCAGUCUGACAAGGUUUCGUUUGUUACAUUUCAAAGUAAGUUCCUGUAAGUAACAAACUACAUGUAGAAGUUAAUCCUACAGGACAACACUGGAGCAGCUGGCUUUGUCAAAAGGCAUAGCUGUUGUUUAGGUUACCAUAGUUACCCUUAACAUGUGGAUGGUAUGUGACACUCAUCAUGGAACAUUUUAAGGAUUUUCGAUAAGCUUUUGUUUUGUUAUUAAGGGAAAACUAAGGCGAAAAAAGACUCAUUAGACUGGGAUGCUGAAUAUUUUUUCAAUGUAAAAUGGGUGUGGAGGUUUCUACAACGGAAGUUAGUGGUUAGUAAAUACAUUUUCGAACAGCUAGGGGCUGAGAUUGGGGAUGGAAUAUUCAAUGGACACUUGCCCUUACUGUGUGAAUUCUCUGCAUCUGAUUGGGCAGAAAAUAUUUCCUGUCCAAUCAGAAUCAAGAGUAAAAGUGCUCAGACACUCUCCUGGGGUGUGCGGUCGUUUCGUAGCUUGUUCCAGUCUCCAAGAGAGCGCGUCGAGAGAAGGUGCGCGAAAACCACAGGGGACUUUUCACUGCUGGCCCGCCUUUUUGACUCGUCUGCACUGACCGAGAGCCUGGCACACCUCAAGAAAUAGACUGUCCUCAUAAUAGAAGUUGAGUCGCUUCAAAGACAUACCGUACUUUCGUUUACUGUUAGUCCAUUGUCCGAUCUACCAACUAUCCAACGCAGAAAUUAUCGACAAGAAGGGUUGAAUACAGAAAUGGAGAAUGCAGCGGAAGUAAAAGAAGCUCGUUCCAUCUCUCUUUGGUGUCAUGAAUGUAGCUCUCCGCUGCACACACUAAGAAAGUCUUGGACUUAAGAAGUUCGAUAACCGCGCAACAAACCAAUGAGUCUUUUAAGAGUCCUCAAGUUUCAUGCAAGUCUUGCUAAUACAAGCUUAAGUCUUAAGCUCACAUAUAUCUAUAAUAGCAUCACUAAAACCAAAGCUUUUUGUAUGUUUUUCAAAUUGAUGCGAAGGGAAUCUACUGCCAAACUACUCAAUCGAUAUGCAGUGAAACGAUUUGUGGCGAAAUGUUUGGUAGCGAAACGACUGCUAAGGUCUCCCGGCGGUUCUUCUUGUACUCUUUCCCCAUAACAAUUUCGCUGCCCUUGGGAUAGAGAUGAACAUUAUCAUAUAUUAUCAUUCAAUUACACACUUAACAUGUUCUUAAACAUUUUGUUCUUUUUGUCUUAGGGGAUGCGUCAGCCAGGGAUAUUGACACGGCAAUGAAAUUAGGAGCAGGUUAGAAAUGUUUUAAACCUGAAAUUCGUAAGUGACCAUAUAUUUUUACUUUGUUGGCUAAGAGAUCAGCGACAAAAAUCUUCAAAUAGUCGUUGACUGAUUAGAGUUGUUAAUCGUUCUUAUAUCUUUCAAGGUCAUCGGGUAUUCGCCGGGUCAGCGAAAAAAUUAGCCUACGGACACAGACGUAUUUCGGGUCGUCGCUUCUCUCCACGUGAUCUGUGUCCGCAGGCUACGAAAAAAUGAGUCCACAAAAGUUGAAUUUUUUUUUCAGUGCAUUCGGAGUAAAAUGCACUUAAAGCUUUUCUAUAACUUUUGUCAUUAUAGAAAUAUCGCUUAGAUUUUUUAUUGCUUCAACAACGCAUGCGCAGUAAAUGAUCGUCCCACAAUGAUGGAAGAAACUUCUUUUAAUUAACUUUCGCAUUUUGUCAGCAUUGAUUAAAAGGGCCUUUGCCGUCACUGGCACGUGAGACCUUCGGGACUCGCGCGGAAUCGCCAUCCAAAGAUUUCGGAGGCAUAAUCUUUGGAAAUUUGAGGCAGUUGGUAGCCGCUUUGCACCGACGCCCGCCACCAUAACAAUAAGAUAGAAGAGAGCGACUAGCAUUUGAACUGGGUUCGGCUCAAACAACAGUUUGACGUCUGAGCUUGGCCUAGCCCAUUGUAUAAAGUUGCUGUUUGUACUUCUAUAUUCAGCAAAAUUUUUAGGUAUCCUUUUUUUACGAUACUAAACAUUCGUGGCUUAGUGGUUUUACUGUGCUCCCAAAAAGGCACGCUUCUCAAUAACUUAAAAUAUACUGAACUGCCGAUUUGUAGCAAACAGCUAUGAAAAAAUCAGUCCACCUGUGCAUGUAUUAAACUUGUAGUAUCAAUAUUUACUUAUUUUCUCGUGCAUAAUUAAACAAACUAUGUUGGCACAUGUUCUUUAUAACAUACUUUUUCCGUUUACGUGUAGUUUUUCACCUAUCUUCAAAUUGCUAAAACAAUCUCGUUUUCUUAAAGCCUGAGAAUCUUCACCAAAAUGUAAUCAGUAAUCUAGGAAGGGAAAUUCAGUAUUCUGCUUUGCCAAGUAUUUUUUCAAAAACGUGACAAUUAAGUAGUUGGAGCGAAGGCAAAUUUUGCCUGACGGGGAGUUAACUGCUAAAUAUACCGCAUUUAGCCAACAAAUGACAACAAACCGAGAUGACCUUCGAGGAAUUAGCGGACAAUCAGCUUAGAAACCGCAUGAGUAACGGAAAGACCAAUGAAAGAUGAUUGGCGGUACAGAAACGGUGGGAAACCGACCACGAAUAAAACUGCGAGCAGCCAAAAGUGGUGGGAUACCGCUCAAGAAACCACAUGAAAGUAAACGUCUGAAAAGAGUGACAAAGAGGAUUGGCAUAAAUUGUUAAAUACAGCAACCGCAAUUUAAGAAACCAGGAAAAAGCAAAUUAAUUCUUUGUCUUCGCAAGGCUGUUAAUUUUGCGGCGUGAAAAGUUAUUUCGGAUCUGACAUCUCUUCCCGUAAGCUGAAACACACCGUGCAGUCGUUUGCGUGUAAGCCUCAUGAUGAAAUACACAACUUCAUUUAGGCUGGAGCAAAGGUUGGUAAGCGCGAAAAAGAAGAUUGCGAAGCUUGAGGCCCUCGCCAGAGAGGCCACUUCACUAAGAAGUGUCGACCUUAAUGGCCGUCCAGAGUUUGAAGUGUCGAAAAAAGUUCGGCUCCUCGACGCUUCUUGCUGCGGCUCGUUGAUGAAAGAGAAUCGAAUUGAAGAGGAAAUUAUUCUUUGUGCCGAUAAAACAGAUAACUUGAACGGCAAGUUGCUUUCUUUUCGGUGCAAAGUAGUGGAUUCAGAGCGUACGCACCACAGUUUGGAAGUUCAAAAUUUGGCUUUGCAAGAGCAUAUUUUAAGAUUCGAAGAAAGAAUUGCUGUCUUGGAACUCCUCCUUAAGGGCUCAAAGCAGCAAAUAGGUUUUCAUCCUGAAAAAGGAGAAGUCCAGUUAAAGGUGCGGGAACACACCUCCAAACUAGAAAGCCAGACUAAGAAGAUUUUAACCCGUGAUGAAGUUGAGUUGCCAGGUGAAACAAUCAAACUGAUGAAAUCAGAUGCAGACAACGAAAACGCUCAGAUUGUUUGCAAAGUUAAUGCUUUGGCGAAUUUUCGCGACGGUGAAACCGCUCGUAAUAAAACAAAAUUUCGAAGAGAAAUAUGCGGCGAGAGGAAAAUCAGUGAUGUAAGAGGAAAUGAAGAGUACCUAACCAGCGUUCGAGAGUUCUAUUCGUCUAGAAGAUCUUCUGGUUGUGAAAAACUCGAAGUGCGUCAAUUUUUAGACAAACUUCUGUCUUCGAAUGAGUUAAGUCAGAGAAAAGACAAUGUUGAGAGAAUCUUUUCAGUGGAUUUUCACACCCUUCACGUUUGGGACAAAUCUAGAAGUGUGGAGCACCAAACGCAUCAUAGAGAAAAGUUGAGUAAAUUGAACAGUGAAUCAGAGAGAGAAGUUGAGAAAGACGGUAGCACUAACACUCUUGGAAAGUUUCGCACAUCCAAACGUUUUAUCGUUGGCAAAGAUCAUCCACCUAAGCCUCAGAAUGAAGAAAAACUAUCUGCUGAAACGAAUAAAGAGUUUGCAACAGACAACCAAGCUAGUAUUAAAACUGAACGAGAAGCCGGCAUAUACAGACUUUCUCUUGGGAGUAAACACUACUCGGACCAAAUGAGGAUAGGAACUCAGUUUUCGGGUCGAUCUUUGAAGACAAACAACGAUGUCGGUAGAAGAGGACAAGAAAGAGCUAGCGACUUUCCAUUGUUUAUUACUGAUAGAAAUUUUCGCCACAGUGAGAAACGUGAAGACAGCGGUCCUAACGAUUGCUCGGAAAAUCUCUCAGUCGAACAAUCUGGAGAUGUUAUUUAUAAUUCCCAGGUGCUCGGCGCAGAGGUGGGCACUUGUCAUUACGAGGAAGGAACUUUGGAAGGAGAUCUAUUGAAAUUAAGAGCAAAACUUAGCGUACUCGAAAGUUACAUUAACAAGUUGAUCCAGGAAAAAAGUGCACUGCUAAAUGAAUUGAGUGAAACGAAGGAAACUGCCGAGAAAAAAGUUCUAGAAAAUGCUAAAUUUCUUUUCUUCCUAAGCAACGCUAGAAAUGUUAAGGAAGAGGUUAGCCGCAAGGAAGCAAAUUGGAAGGACCAGUUCUUGUUUGAAAGUGACACUGAAUAUGCCGCCGAUGGUUUUCACAAAGUUGGGGAACUCGCCACGCGCUCGCUGGGCACAGCCGCUUCCAUGUCUCAAACCGACAGUAGACAUUUGGAAGAAGAGCUCAUAAAAUUGCAAGCAAACCGACAUUCUCAACUUGAAAGCUUCCUUGAAGAAUCUCUCCGGGAUAAAACCGCGUUACUUGCUGAAUUAUACGAUACGAAGAGCAGUAGUCCUGGUGAAAAAAGCAACCAUAAGUACCUUUUUACAGCCCCAGCAUCAACGGAUUGGAGGCUUUGGUGAGCUGUAAAAGUUGUGAACAAACUUUUCAGGAAGGAACGUCACGGAUUUUCCUUGAGAUAAGUAGAGAAAUUUCCGGAGAAGUUCGAAAAUUUCGUGAAGUCGCAGCAGAUUUGCAAACAAAGUACACCACCUGCAAAACAGAGCUGGAGAAACAAAGAACGAUACUAAGUACACUUCUCUCACGCGAGGAAGCUGCAAUACGGCAGGCACACGAGGACGCGCGUGAAUUGCAGCUGAAACUCAAGAAAAGUCAUUUGGAUAUAGUGACUUAAUGGUAAAAGCACUCAUUGAAAACAAAAGACGACUUGAAAUAAAUAUUCAGGAAUUAGCGAGCUAUGUGCCACAAAAAUGUCGCUCUAGUGAUGAAGAUCUUGAAGAAAUGCGACUGCCUUGUGCAAGGAUAAGAUUAGGCGGAAGCGAGAAUUAACCCAAACCAACACGAUUCUUGAGAAAAAUAUCAACAGUUGUGAGAGACCAGGGCACUAGUUACAGAACCAGGAGCUUUCAAGAGCUCUAAAUACAAACAAAUGAACCGUUAGGGCGUAACGUCUUCGAACAAAAGGGACUCAGUUUGUUGAAUUAAAGAUUCAAUGAUACUCGGCACGUCUAUGCAAAACACGACGGGAUUGACAAUAAAUGAGGUUUCAAAACUGAAACAUUAGUGAUUCGAUUUGACGUGGCGUGGAUUUUAAGAGGACAGAUUUAGUUGAAAGGUAUAGUAAAAGAUUGUUCCGUGAGAGCAGGUAAAAAAUUACAGAAGCCUGCAUUAGCCGGCUUCCCUUUUAUGAAAAGCACCAAUAGGAAAGCUGCUUUUAAGUGGAAUAUGUACUCGUAAUCACGAGCGUGAAUACCGGGCCGAUUGUUAUCACCGAAAGAUAGAGUACGAGUAGACGCUUAAAGGCAACAAUGGCAGCGAAUGAAACUAUGGAGCAAUUGGAGAAAGACUUAAACCAAAAUGUUGUGGAGAUUAACGGCAACUGCGGGGAUGACCAACUGAAAAUCAGUGAACAACCCGCGAAGAACUCGAGAGAUGUUACAGAGGCUGCAAGCUGUGCCUCGCCGCUUGAAUCUGGAGAACAGAAUAAUGUUGUUGUUUCUGACGGAAACGCAGUGGAAGAGGUGCAUGUUGAUGAUCAUGAAAGUCCUUUACAAAUGGAAGAUGUAAAUGGAGGUGAUGCUGUUACAAGCUCAGAUGCCGUCGCAGAUGAUUGUUUGCCUCUUAGAUCUCAAGAUGACAGUGUCGAUGUUGUAAUGGACGGUAGCGACGAAGCAUCAGCUGAUAUAACUCCUCUACUGCCUGGGCAAACAGAUAGCGACGAUGUACCAAGCUUAGAUGCCGUCUCUGAUGAGUUUUCCGAAAUGAGGGCGCGAAAAGAAUCACUGCAGCGUCUAUGUGACGUGUUAAUGGAGGAGAGAGACCAAGCAACGCGUGCUCUGAAAGAAAAAGAUGAUGAAGUAUUGCGGCUAAGAAAGCGCUUAUUGGAGAGUGAAGCAGAGAAAGAGAGCGUGAAAACUCAACUCGGAGAAGCUUUGGAUCGAUCAGGCCUAGCCGAGAAAAAGGUGAUCAAUGAACAAGAAGAAAACACGAGACUGCAGACAGAGAUCAUGAGACUUACAAAAAAAGUGGAACAACUAGAGGCAGAGAACGGCAAUUUGACGAGUCAACUUCAACAAACGUCCAUAACAAACGGCGUUUUAAACGAUGAAAAUAAAAUGCCUCUUGAGUCAGAAACCGUCACGUUAUCGUACACAGGCGAACCCGCCUCCGAUGUGCUUUCCACCGUUGACGGAGCUGAAGAUAAAAGCCAAGAAAUUCCUGAUAUCGGAACUAAAGAAUCGGAGAUUGCAGAUGAGCCAAAACGUGCUGAUGGAACAAAGAAUGACGAGUCUGACUCGAGUAAUGAAGAGGUUGUGAGGAGAAGAGAGAGAGCGGCAAAACGCACCGCUCCAAAUUUUUACCGUCACUCUUUCGCGGGAAGCUUGCCGCGGCCAUUCCACAGCUUCGAGUUGCCGCGUCAGGGUUCAGUUUCUCGAGAAGAUGGCGCUCGUAAUGAAAGAUCGGGGUCAUUUCAUUCGGAUACGAGCGGCGAGAGCGAGUCGUCUGAGAGUGGUAUUCAUUCUGUUUCCGGUUUACCAAGCUUUAUGAGGAGACCCGAUAAACCUACCUUCCGCAAAUCGGGUUACAGCCCCAUUCAGUUCAGUUUUCAACCGCUACCCGAGAGUAUAACACACAGACGAGAGAGUUGGGAUGCUACGCGGUACACAAGACCAAGAGGGGGUAGCUUGAGCAGGGCCCGUGAAAGUUCCGAGAGUGAAAGCAGUGGGAUUGGCAGUUUAUCAAGCGUGGUGCACAACGAGAACGAGUUAAACUCAGCGCCAGAUCACUUAGACGGAGGGCAAGGAGAGAGCAAGGAGGAAAUUGAAUCAGAAAAAGGUAGCGUGACAGUGCAUGUGUCCUCGCUGCCUUCAACAGAUUCUCACAGCAACGCUGAGAAUUCGCAGAAUUCCGAAGAUUUGAUUUCGGGAACUGUCAUUUCGAUAGACGAAAGUCCCCCGAAUGUGUCGUUACAAAAUGGAGAAAAACUGGAUUCAAACUGGAGCUCUCAAGAUCAAGAGCACCCUGAGGAAGACGAGAAGAAAGAAAGUGUUUCUGAAUUAGUAAACAUUUGGAACAAAAAAACAACUGAAGUUCUCGAUGUAUAGCAAUGAAUAUAAUCCAUUGCCGGCCUCUAAAUCUCAACUUUAGAGGCAUAAGGAUUAACAAGGCAUGGGCAUGUUGAUGUAAUCGCCUCAUGUUUGAGCUGCUUUUUAAAUCGCUAGACUGAGAUGAGUGAAAAAUACCUUACGCGUGCUGUUUAGUCAAGUGUUCGAUACGCGCGAUGUCCCUCGGCGCGAUCAAGCGUUCGAUGUCGUGACGCUUAUAAACGUUCUUUUCAUUCUUCCGCCAAAGACAUAAUACGAGGUCUCAUGGGUCAACGGAUUAAGGCAUUAUUUUGGCUUCUAGGAAAAUUGAAGUGAGGCAUACACAAAGCUCUGGUUAUUACAAAAUGUUUGUUAAGCAGGAAAUAUUACGUACAAUAGUCAAAUAUGUGGUUAGUGGUCUAACCGAAACGGUUUUGUCAACAAGCCUCUUGACUUUUUCAGCUUUUUACUCGUAGCAUGCUAUAGACUGAUAACAUGUACCAUAGAAAGUCUCCGUACAUGUAAUUCGUAGAAAUAGGAAACCUACAAUUUCGGAUUUGAGAAUGAGAUGGAGAGAGGAAUCAGAGAAAUUCUUAAUUUCGUAAAGCUUUAAAUUUAACACAUCUAAAAUUAUAAAUAAAACAAUACCGAAGUGCUUGUAAAUUCACAAAGCCUAGCAUGACCGAACGCGUACAAAUUUUAUAGCACCGCUUCAAAUGCAUUUCUAGAGGUCUAUAAGAACUCUAAUAGGCUAGAAAGCGCUUUAAGCCCCAGUAUCAGGAUAUAAAUUCUCCAGACUGAUCUCCAUACAUUUCCUUAGAGAAUUAGUUAGGUGAAUUGGAUAAGAUAUCGAAGCAUUUUCCCUGUUGUGAUCAUUUUAUGAAUUCUCAUAACUUUUUCUCUUGAUAGUGCAUUGAUACUGUAAGGAGAAGUUGGAUGUUGGUCACUCUUGGGGUUUUAAAGGUUUAAAUAUUGGGAGGAAAUAGUGGUUAGGUGUGCAUGCCCCUUAAAACGGCUGAAAAGCUUUUCAAUUUUUUUUACGUGGCAAAUUGACUAUUUCGUGAUGAACGUUAACACUAAAAAGUCACGACUAUUGUGUUAAUUUUCAUAUGAAGAUACAGACGUUCGUGUCAUUGUAAAUUGUUUUUGCCCCAAAGCAAUAUAACUUCUUUUUUGGUUCAUUGAUACAGGUUAGGACGGCACCGAGCUUGGUUUUAGUAGUUUAAAUGAAUACUUUAUAAUUUUUUGUCAAAUAAAGUAGACUUUUUUUCCAACACAAUCAAUACCUGUUGUGUGAAACAAUCAAAUAAUUUUUAAGCUAACAAUAUGACCAAUAUAAAGUUAUUUACAGGAAUUUUUAUCGCUUCCUCGACAAACGCGCCCAUCUCGCGUGGAACCACUGCUGAUCACUCGCGCGAUAUUUUUAAAUACAGAUGUAGAGCGUAGAUUGGUGUCAAAAAAUGAACACUAUCAGUUAUUAACCCAGUAUCCCAAAGGGCGUUGGGUGAUCCAUAAACCAUGUUUGUCCAUUUUCGAGAUUGAUUCUGUUCUUUAAUGCAAGCAAUACACGCCUUUUGGAGGUCCAAAAAUUUCGGAUAAGGACAGAGAAGACUCGUCCGACGAAAACAGGAACUUUGAGAAUUUUGCACUCAAGUUUAUCUCAUAGUCUCAUUGGCCAGGGGGCAAAUAACCGGCGAAGCUUCGAGAACGCAAAGCUUCACCGGAAGCUUGAAAUACCAAGUGGAUGAAAAAGAGUACUGUACAAGUUUCAGGGACUUAGCAUCAUUGAGCUUACAGUUGUUCUAAAUGUGGCCCAGACUUUUUGCUUUUGUUUGUAUCUGUACGAUUAAAUUCGUGCACGAUCGAGUGUUAUGCUUCUCCUAAUUUCUCUGUCUCCACCUAUUCAACAGUUGAACAAGCACGAUUGAUGCACGAUAAACUUUGAAAGUUCACGGCUCGCUUUAACACCUUUUUGUGUAUACAACCCGUAUUUUACUGAAAGUGUUCUGAAUACGUACACUGUAAAUGUGAGGAGAGACAGUAUAUGUAGGGUUUUAACUAUAUAUUAGGGUCAAUUACAUUAAGCUUCGAGAUGAAUCGCUCGAACAAAAAAUAAUUUAAGUUCUUGUCAUCAGCACGUUGACCCAGAGUCAUGUUACGGUAGAGAAAAAAACCCGUUAUCGUCUGUUGAUCAUAUCUAUCAGUCUCGGUUGAAUGAGGCUUGUCUAUCGUGAUGGGUUUUUUACUGGGUUGUUUUCUCUUAAAAGCUGUUCGCUGUCUGUCAUGUUAAACUUGUCGUUUUCAUGCAGUUCAAUAGUUCUGUAUAGUCUAGGAUGUUGUGAAAGGGUUUCCAACAAAUAAUCUCUCUCGAUAUGGUUGCCUGCGUGCAGACGUCUCCUAUUUCCUUUGUUGCACGCGGAACAAAGGAAAUAGGAGACGUCUGCACGCAGGCAAUCGAUAUGGUUGUCUUCAAAUCUUCUCUAUAACGGAGCUCCACGCACGCGCGAGUGGAGCCCCUAAUUACACGUUUUAUGAAGAAAAUGUUAUAUGUGUUCCGUUCACUUUUAUUUUUUUCACUGCCGCUCAUUUUCACCUUGCUGGCCGCUAGCAUUUCUCAUUUUCUCACCGCCGCUAUAAAACUUUCUUGUUUUUCUUCCAACAAAAUUGAUCCCUUUUGUUUUUUGUCUCUCUCUGUUUUCCACGUCAAUGUAGACAUUAAGACAGAAUCCAUCAGGAAAUUAAGUAAUUUUGAUUUUCAGUGGACAAAAACCUUGUACCAGAAUAAUUUAAACAAUAUCGCAUUCUUUUUUACAUUUUUCAAGGACUAUAGAUAUAAUUAGUUAUCUGUAAUUGACCACUCCAAAAAUACCAUAACAUACCAUAAUGCUCUUUGUUUGUCGCCCCAAAAUUUUGCAUAAGCAUUGUCUUCAGUUUCUCUUGGCAGUUAAAAUGGCCCCAAGAGAAACUGAAAACAAUGCAAUUUUGGGGUGACAAACAAAGAGCAUUAUGGUAUGUUAUGGUAUUUUCUGGAGUGGUCAAUAACACCCAAAGACUAUUUUUCAUGGGAGCCCGAGAAAAAAAAUGUUAAAAUUCUGAAAAUUUCAUGUGCAAGACGUCAUUUUGUGAAAUUUGUGGGUUAUUUUCCCAUAAGAUCAGUUUCUACUACACAGUCGACUGCAAACCACGUAUAGCCAUGAGAGGCACGUUUUAUGAGGUAGAUUUUUGAAACUACGGUUCUACUACUCGUAGUUACGUAGUAUAAAAAAUAAAAGGCAGGUUGUAAUAAUACCGUAGUAGCGUAGUGGCGUAGUAGCGUAUAGCGUGUUGUUGUUCCCAGGCCUUUCGAAGAUGGCGUCCAAAAAGCGAAAGGUCGACUUUUCGGCCGAAGCUAUCUUGAGCGAAAUUAGCCAGGCUCGUGAAUUCGCGCAAAAUGUGCAACAGUUUCGGGAAAGUCUUAGUCUAGUGAAGAUAAAAGAAAUGCUGGGAACGGUGCAGACGGUUAACUUCGACGUCGCCGGCUUACUUGCACUCCUUCUCGGAUUCGAUGUAGUCAUGUGGACCAUGCUUGCAAUUAACCACGUCCCAAAAGCGUUCGACCGUUACAAGAAGUCCCGUAGUGGCAUUAUUCACAAAAUAGUCGAUUUCCUUUGCCCUCAAAGAGGGCUCACGCUUGAGAUUAUGGAAGAAGUCGUCACCUUUCUCGACGAAUUUGGUUCCAACUGGUCCUUUUUUGCGAACGAUUACACCAGCGAGUUUGAAACGGCGUUGUUCCGGCUAAAUGGCAGUGGCAAAGUAAAUUUUAGUAGGUUCAUAGCACCUCCCGUGACGGACUGCCUCCACUGUGGAUCAAUUCUCAUCGCUCCAAAUCCACCAAGCAGCGGUAUUGUGUACACAUUGCGGGGUCCACAACCGUUAACAAAGCUUAACCUACGAUGCCAAGACUGCAAGGUAAGUUUACCAGUUCCCAGUCCCGCCGCGUAACACCCAACGCAGCUAGGUAAUGUUAUCCGAGAAUUCUUCGUUGUCACUGUCACGCAAUAAACACGGCAAAAACAAAUAAAUUAGAAACCGCCCAGUGGAAGAAGCCAAGAAAACGAAAUGUUAUGAAAAAACUAAUUUAUAAACAAUUUGUCGAAAUCUCAGGUCUCUGUGGCCCACAGUUUCUGAGUUAUUUGGCGAAACGUUUCACGCACCUUUGUAGAGCUUUGUAUGGAGACGGCAAUUUCAACUUGUUCACGGCAAUUUCAAUUUGCUCACGGGAAUGUGAAUUUUUUUAACGGCAACGCUCACGGCGUUUUUCGCUUCGCUCACCACCUGUCAAUCAACUCAGUGGAAUCGUUUUUAGGAGAUACUUUUCCUGAUGUAGUUCACUAAUUUUUCUAACAAGGUGAAUGGAGCAACGAGGCAAACAAACUUAAUUACAAUUGAGGUCAUAAUUUUGCCUAGGCAAAGAGUAGCGAUUUGAGUACCGGCGAUGUGGGCAAUCUGAAUUAAGGUUUUCUUGUUCAUUUAAAAACUUUUUUUGGUAUUGAUCACCUGAAGCAAAAGAAUGAAUACAAAAAGAAGGAAUAUGUACAAUUAAGAGACCAUUCUCUUAAUCGAAGAUGCUUUCUGACACCUUUUUUUUUAUUUCACUGUACGUAAAAGCUUUAUUGUGUAUUUGUCAAUAACAAUCAAAACUGAUUUUAGAGUAUGCAUUUCAUUAUUUUUUUUUAAAAAAAAGGAUAUAAAAAGGAUAUUUCUCUUACAUACAGUGUAAAUCCACAGUUACAAUGUAGUUACAUUUGCUGUUUCUUAUUUUUAUACUAGGUAUCAUAUGGUUAUUCCAUGAUGACUAACACAAGUGGUGGCUCGUAUUACUAUCCCAAGGAGUUAAACAGUACUUGUGAUUUACUAGAAGUCUCUAAUGUCACAUACAUGGAGAAAAAGUUAUAUUGCUGGCUUCCAUCGCUAAUGUAAGUUUAUAGUGGAUAAAAUAUUACACGGUGUAUUCAUUCAUGUUUAUAUGAUCCAGUCUGUGUACCGCAUUAAGUAACAAUUUAUUGUCACAGACUUGAUGAGUCAGAGGCUUUGGUAAGAUUUCCGCAUAGCCCCUUCUGAGAAAUUCAGUUCAUGAUUAGCUUCAUAUGCAGCUGACAAUAAGGUGUACUAACCAUAUUAAAAUAUGCCACACGUAUUUUUUUUUUCAGAAAUCACUGUUUCGUAUCAUUUGAGGGUUUUUCGGUCUCCUAUAAUGAAACAUACAGUGAAGAGAUUAAAAGAAAUUUCGAUUCAGGUAAAUUUUCAAUCAUCCAUGCUUGCCAAGUUUUGUUUCUAAAUCAACAAGUUCUUUUUAAUUCCUUCUUUGGGUUUGUUAGGCGUUGUCACAGGAGAUUCCUCUGAAGGCCAAGAUAAGGCUGGCUGUCAAGAAACUGUUGGGGCUGGAUUCUCAGAUGGUAUUUUAUUUACCGUAUUUAUUUAAAAGAAGUACUCCAACUGUGUCUAAUUAUUACUUCUUAAUAUUGUUAUAAUAUUGUAGUAAGAUUUAAAGAAAAGCAGCUAACACACUAUUAUUAAAGAAUAAUAGUAUUGUGUAUUGUGUGCGAAGUAAUACCAGACAAUGCACAGAAAAAAAAGUUUGCCAGCACUAGCCACGACAAGCAACCACACCCGAAUGCAAUGACCUGCCCUCAAGAAAAUGGCUGUAAAAUGACCCAUAAAUCUUGCGAAGUGAUCAGGCGCCCAAGCAUAUAUACGACAAGAGACAGCUGGCCAGCGCUGUCUCAGGUUUAACUUAACCUAAAUUUCAUAAUAUGUGCCCACAUGCAAAAAUAAAAAGAAAGCCUGUUAAAAUAUACAUAUUUGUAGAUGAUUCCAUUACAGACUCUUCUCUGUAUGAUAUUUUUAUACCAAAGGAUGGAUGUGCCCAGGGCUCAAUUGUUUUAACAAGAAACUAGAAUCUACAAGUAUAUUUGUCACCUGAUUAUGACAAAUUAACCGACUUGAAAUAAUCAGGAAUUAAUCUGUGGUACUUGAUAAUCUUCUCAAUUACAGUAAAAUAUGCCAACCAGGAUGGUUGUAAUAACGCACCUAAAUGACUGUACUAUUAUUCUCAAACAGACUUUAUAGAGAAUGAUAUUAUUGUUGAUGAUGAUGAUGAUGAUGCAAGGGAGAACACGGAUGACAGUGAGACACCAGCUGAUACUUUAAGUAGCAGUAUUCAUACCGGUACUUUGUAAAGCUCUUUGUUUUGCGAUAACCAUGCUUCUAAUAAUAUUGUUGUUGCAAUAAAUGUCACCUAGAUAGAGAUACGAACUAAUGAAGUAAUGUAGUCUAUUGUAAGGCCAGAAAAAAGACUACUAGAGAUUUUUCAUAAAUAUCACAGCAAUUGAAAAUUCAUAAAACUAUCGCAAUAACACUAUCCAGUUGUGAAGGAGCUGCUCGUAAGGUCUCUCCUGAUUAGUUGCAGAAAACAAUGACAUGCCAUUCUUUCAAUUGUUUCAGUCAUUUGUUUGUGGUCUGGGCCAGGCACCACUGGCGACGUCUCUUCCGAUUACCAUAGUAUUAGCCCUCUUGUUUGUUAUACUACAAGUAGAUUUCUUGCCUGUAAAUAAGACAUUAUCCCUUGCAAUUCAUCAUUUUAUUUUGCAGCAAGUUAUUAACUGGGUAUUGACUCAAUAACACUAAUGGGACACUUAUUCUGGGCAGUGCAUGGAGAUAACCAAAGCUGGGUCCAACUGCAUGAUCAAUACAUGAUUUUGAGGAAAAUGAUACACAGACAAGAAUAUUUAUCACUAACCCAUUAUAAACUUCUGUAGCUGUAGCUGUAGUAUAUGUUACAUUUUUAACAUCUUUCAGGAAAGGACAGUGAUGCUUCCUCCACAUUAAAGCACAAAGCUGACAAAGGUGAUGCUUGAAAUGUCAUUUUUAAAAAUAUUAACUUGAAGACUGUACAACGUAGCGGACCAAACCUGCUGAUAUUUGCAUGGUCUAGCUCCAGUACUGGACUACUACUGGUCAAACGUCAUGUUUAUUCUAAAGCUGCUUAUUGGAAGGUUUAAUAUUUAUUUAUUGUAUUUAGGACAGCAAAAUUAUUAAAUAAAAGUUUUUUUUCAUCAUAGCACAUCUUCCUGGGGAACUCGACCGCAAAUCAGUAGCUAGGGCGUUCUGGGAGAGUGAACUGUAUAAGGAGCUCCUGGAAUGGGAUCUUGUUGAGAAGUGGGCAUUUACCGUUGAGCCAAGCUCCGAUGAUUUCACUGGACCCAAAGAUGCUGCAGCUGAAUACAUUGUGCGAAGCAGGGCGGCAUCAAUGUAUAGUCAUGAAUGCCAUGAAGGAUGUAAGAACAAAGGUGAACAUUUUUUCAAUCAUUAUUAUGAUGACUAUUAUCAGCAGUGGCCAGAUUGAUCUAGCCUAGGCCAGACAAGAGGAAAAGCUCUUUCAAGCGCUGCACAAACCUUACACUUAAAUGGUGCUGCCUGGCAAUGGCAAUUUUUUUGACAACAGCUGGCUUGGAGCUGGGCUAUGUCCAGCUCCAAGCAAAAAUAUAGCAGACAAGUUUUAACGAAAUCAGAUAGACAGAUAUAAAUAAUUACCAUAGGUACCGUCAUCAUAAAUUAUCUAUUAAUCAUUGUAUUUGGCUGCAUCAAGGCACACUUUUGCCUAUGUCAUUUUCCAUGUUACUUUUUAACUAAAGAACCACCAUUUUGUUGGAAAUACACUUCAUCAUGCCCACAGUGGCACAUCUACGGAGAGAGACACCACCUUAUUUUUAGACAAAACUGAAGCCUACGGGGCCUACAACAAUAAUUUAAAGGCUGCACCCUCUCUUAUCUUAGGGUCUGGAUAAGCAGGACCCCUCACUUUCUUGAAGAUAUAAAUCUGCCACUGCCCCAAAUACUUUUGACAUAUUCAUAACUAAGGAAUCACAUUAGAGUUUUUGUACCCUAGAAAUCCUUUCUCAAGUAGACCUCUUAACACCAAUAAACUGAUAUCUGCAUGCACGGAUGCCCUUUUCUAUUCACUUUACCUUAGGAUGUGGAAAGCUGUAUGUUCUAGAUGGAAACUGGAAGUUAUGUUAUGCACACUGUAUGUUCCCAGUCUCGAUAAGCAUACCAGGUUACGAAACCGAAAUCAACUACCCAAAUAUCUGCCCAAGAAGUCCAGAGUACCAGUCUGCGUUCUGCGAUAGACAUUGUCAGGUUGUAAAGCAGAAAGGAAUACCAACUGAAUUAAGAACGUUUCUGGAUUACUGCAGGAAUAAAAAACAAGGUAACUGAAUUUCCCCUUCUUUCAAGGUCAAAAAAAAAAAAGAUACCACUAUUGUAACUUGACAAGCAACAACAAGUACCUAUUGGUCCUAUUGGACAAUGUUGUGGAUGGUCUCAGUGACCGUAAUGUCGCCUUUAGACAUCGAUAGCUAAAUGAAACCAUUUUAAUAUAAAAGUGCAUUGACUGAUGAUGAUGAUGAAGUUGACGGUUGCGUUGCUCCGUUGCCGGUGAUCUAUCCCUCCUGCCACGCGACUGAGCGCCUUUCCGCCCGCAUCCACGUCACGUAAGUUAGUGUCAUUUGUGAAGCUUCACAAGCGGAAAGCGCGAAUCGUAUUACUACUGAGAAGAAGCACGUGUUUCAUGCAGUAACAUGAAGAUGAAGUGUUCAAAAGACAUUUUGAUAGAACUUAUUUUUCUAGGAGAUUAAAAUUACAUUAUAUUACAUUUACAUUUUACAGACCCUGAAAAUGUACUGAAAGAUAUUGAAAGCCCUGGUCACAGUGUUUCCGAAUUAACAGAAAAUGCAGCCGUAUACCAAGGUGUGUACAUGAGGUUUAAUGUUUAGGAAGUAUUACAACCGCGGACGCCUUUUUAGCACGUACAAGUCUAGUGUUUUUCUCGUAGUAAGCGAUUCACUAUAACCACGGAUAAUUUUGUUGUGUGUGUACAGUGUUUUCCCAGUCCCUCGUGGUCAAUUUAUGUGACGUGACCGCGCGGAAUAAUGGGACUUAGGGACUACACAACUGUGUGUGUAGUUCAUUAUUUUAAAUUUAAAUUUUAAGAGCCGUUAAAAGAUAUUUUCUCUCGGUAUAGUUCUGGCCCUGAGGAAGGCUAAUUUUGUUAGCCGAAAUAUUGGCCUAUAAUAACUCAGCCCUUUGCCGUAGUGCCAGCCCUACAUUGAGUUUUGUUUUAUUUCACACUUCAAGUGACGUCUGGCUACUGCAACUCUUUUUUUAGAGAUCCGGCAAGAGGAACCGGUCAGUUAUAUUUACGCGUUGCGUGGACCUCUGCAUUCAAACAGUUUUUCCUGAGUGUGUACGUUAUAUGUGGGUUCAUCACAAAUAAUGUCACAAAGAUAGCCCAGUCUAAAAAAAAGUACCUUUCAAUUGAUUGCGAGAAGACGUUUUUCGCUUGGUCGCUUUGCUACAUUUUGAUUGAUUAGCAAAUUUCGCGCAAAUUUAUUGACGGGUUAUGUGUUAAAACAAACUACUAGUCACUUAGUCAAAUUCUGGAUCGAUCGAUGCGCUGUUUUCGUGUUGCAGUAGACAACAAUAAUAGUAGUUACCGGUGUUAAAUUGAAGAGACACUUAAUAAUAAUAAUAUCAUUGUUAUUAUUAUUAUUAUUAUUAUUAUUAUUAUUAUUAUUAUUAUUAUUGAAAACUACUCUAUAUGUUGUCACAUUAUUGGUUUAAGGUACCAGAUCAUUCAUGGCUGCAAAUAUGACACUGCUGAAAGAUUGCGAAGAAGAGGUUCCGGUGCAAUGUAAUAAGGACACCGUCGGUAAGAGGCGUCUCCAGAAGUGGUCAAGAGGAAUUUUUCUGAUAGCCACAGCUGGUGGGCACAUAGACUUUUGGCAGCCAUUAUACAAGUAAGAAUGUGAACAUCAGUAGGUUUUUACAAGUAACGGCAUACAAAUACCUACCUGACUAAGCAAAAUUCCGCGGAAUUCCAAUGGUUGAUAUUUUUGCAAGCUUUCUUCGCUGUGCUGUAUUUUGAUAAGGGGUUGCACUUAGCAAUUUUUUUUAAUUACCUUUUCCUGCGAGGUGGAAAUUGCUCUUUUCAAACCAGUUAGGCAAAAAUUAAGAAAUAAGGAGAAACAGUUUGAGGGAUAAAAUAAAUAAGCAAAGAAUUCCCAUCCCAUGAAAUUCAACGGUAUUUUUAAUGGCUUACUGUUGACCAUUUCCAAUAGAAGCAUUUACUUAUUAAGGAUUUGGCAUCUUGGUUAAGGAUCAACAUUACAUAUGAGUCAAGUGACCGUUCGCUAAAGUAGAGUAAAUAACAAUUAUUAUUAAACAACUACACGUUUACUACAUAAACAAAACGUUUAGAAAAGUAUGCUGUACGUUAACGUUUAAGAAAUAUCUUACCCUUAAAAGUUACUGAAAUGUAUUUGACUGGGACAGAUACUUUUUGUUCUACAGGUCCGAGUCACCAUCACAAGCAUUUCUUAUAACCAUUGUUUGGAUGUACAAUAAAUUUAAACAAAUGAAGGAAAGUGGAAAGAGUGACCAAGAAGUACUGAAGGCCAUGGAAGAGACUGUAUUGGCAUAUGAUAACAUGUGUCAUCUUGAUUCCCUUCGUGCCGCCAAAAAAGAUUUACCUCUCCCACCCCCAUUCAACAAGAUGUGGACGACUGUUGAAAAAGUCAUUGAUCGGCUGCACUUGAAAAAUCACAAAGAUCCGUCAUGCAAAGUUAAUUACGAUCCUGAUCAUAUACUAUCGAAGUCCUUCAACACAAUGGCAGCCGAACAAGUCAAUGUUUGGGCCAGCAGGCUAAAAAGAAUUAUGGUGGCUUUGCCCUACGUCCACCAUAUGUUCUUUUUUCACAGAAUGGUUAAGAGGCGAAACGCAUACUCACAGUUUUGUUACAGCACUGGCAGACAGCCAGUUGUACCCAAAUGUGCUAAAAAGUGGUUUGAACGAAGUUAGGGAUACUUUAACUGAUGCUAAAAUAAACCCGUACUCAGGGUUCCUACAGGGUUUUGGAUCCAAAAGUCACGAAUUAUUCCCGAUGUUUUUCCAAAACAAUAAUUUCCCUCUCCAGACUCAAAGUUAUCUAAUAGGGGAUCGGUAGACUGAACCUCGACAAACGUAGGAUCCACCCAUUUCGCAUGAUACACUGCAGACAUGCAGUAACCACAGUGACGGCAAUUGCGGACAUAAGAAAAUUCUGAAACUUUUCAUUCUUUGAAAUAGGAAUGUUUUGGUUACAGACAAGAUUAAAUUUAGAAAAAAACGCAUUUCAUUUCUACAGACUUUUUUCCAAGUCUGGAAAAGUGCUUCGCAGAUUCAAGACUGUACGAACCCUGUGCACCAAAACCUUGCCUGUCGUCGAAGUAUGAAAAGACCACCAAUAACUAGUAAAGUCAUCAACAAAUGUAAAACUCAAUUAAACUACAUUUCAGUAUGAUGUAAAGUAAAAACCCGCUUAAAGGAGCAUAAAGGUUAAGAACCUGUUAGGCUAAAAUUUUCAUGUUAAACCCCCUUUUCAUAACAACCUAUUUAGUCUAAAAUUUUCAAUAGGCUCUAAUUUUACAAAAUGAAGGGUCAGAUGCAUGAUGAUCGCAUCAAACCCCAAGCGCUUGAGGGCUAUACAUUUUACACCUGCAUGAUUGGACACUGAUUUACUGCCUGUUCAUCACAAAAUGUAAACUGUAUUCUAGAAAUUAAUUAAUACAGCAAUAUAUUCCAUAUCACUGACAUAUGCCCUGUAGUAGUUAUCUGACCUGAUCGCUAGUGCCCCUAUCAAUUAGGCUAAUUAACUGGAAAAAUCUACGUUCUCAUACGCGGGUUUUUACUGUACCUUGAAAAGAUUUAUCAGCCUUUAGUUAUGUUAGAGAGUGGGAACCUUAUCAUACCCUGGUUUUUGGUACCAAGAUGAUAGGCACCUGAAGAUAUCCCGGUUUUGUCUACGGGUAUCAGUAGCGCCAUUUUGAAUUCAUUGUAUGACGACGUCAUUACCUGCUACAAGUGAAGAAUACCCGUUUAUUCGCGAUGGUCCACAGGUUAUAACUGGACAUGGCUAAACGGGUGACCUAUUGCUGCAAUCUAUUUGCUUUAUCUGUCAAGAAAAUCAAAUUAUCUGACUUGUAGAACUGCUUAACCGAGGAGAGUUUUGCUGUCAAUAUUAACUUCCGUGCGCAAAAAAAAUAGUGUUUUUAACAAAAUUAUAAAAACACUCAUGUCUAUAGCUAUAAUUGUCUACAAGUUUCAGUAAUACACCUUGAGUUUAUGUUUUUAGGUUGUUUACAAGCUAUACUGAGUUUCGCGGCUCAGAUGCCUUUGCUGGAAUGUUUUGUGCGUAAAACAAGCGUGGAAAGAAUAUAACUACAACUAAACUAAGUCAGUUAUUACAUAGUAAGGAAAGCUUAGCCUUACAAGGUUUAAUUGUUUCAGCCUUUUCAGUCACAGUGUAACCGGUGUACCGUUCCUCAGAGUAGCGGGUACCGCCACUGGUGAUCUUACCCGUACCGGAAACCAGGAUAUCCUGAGGCCUUAGACCCACUACCCAAAACCACCCAACGUCGCUAACGCAACCGAUGUACUUGGAUCUACUUGCGCGAUCGUUUGCCUGAAAAUGGAUAAAUAAAUUAUAUCAUUGUGGUUUCUGUCCCUGUGUUAAUGUAAAGUACAUGUCAAGAUGUCAAGCUAAUGACUUAAGCUUAAAAUUAUGAAAAAGUGAUAAACAAUGCGCAAAAAGGAGAUGAAAUUACAAUGCGGUCUGAUACAGCAACCUUAAAGUGGGGAGGGUUCACGCUAUGCCUUUGGGUUAUACAGAGGCUUCGUCAUACCUUUGAUAAUGCCACCAUGUAGCUUGUCCAACAGGUGGUCGACUUCGUUCUUUCUUUUUCUUUCUGUAAUUUUGAAUAGAUAAGUGUUAGCCGAUCACAAUUUCAAAAGGGAUGUUUUAUAUCGUAUUGUGUCACUUGAUGGCGGCUCAUACGAAUAAGAUCAUCAGCUUUGUGAAAAGAAGUAAAAUAAAUGUACAUAUUUUCGUAGCUUGCAGUACCACAGUAAACUUAUUUUUCCUAUUAACAUACGGCGGAGAGGAAUGUCCUCCUGUCAUUAUGCAUCGUGCUGAUAUGAACGAAAAUGUGAAUCGACAUGUUCCAUCUUUCUGGCUGAAAUAGAGGGCGCUUGUCAAUGCAAGUUUCAACCGGGUAAUACAUAAUAAUUCCGAUUUACCUUCUGAGGUAGACAACAUCCGCGAAAAUGCUUCGGCUGCGGGAGUUUUAACAGCUUUCUCUUCACAUGUUUGCUUCCUUAGCUGCUGCUGCAGCUCAGAGAUGGUCCCUCGUAGCUCUUCUUCUACAACCUUCCAAUUUCUUUCUUUGUCAGCGAAUUUUUGCUCCAAAUCCUUCAUCGCUUGUUCAGUAGCGGCGCAUUUUAGCUUUUCUCUAUGAAGGGUUUCUUCUAACACUUUCUUUUCUUCCAUUAGCUUUGUACUAUGUUGCUGAACAGCAUCUAAUUUCUUUCCAAGACGUUCUAAUUCCUGUCCGUCAUGUUCUUCCCUUGCAGCGCUGUCCUCAGGCUUUUCUUCUUUAUCGGCAAGAAAUGCUUUAUAAAAGAUGAAGAAAGAAAAUCAGGCCUAUCUUAACUUAUCCUUUUAACAACAAUUUUGUAAAUACUAAAUUGGUUUUGAUAAAUUUUUCUUAUUGCAGCAUUGCUAUAUACCUUCAUCAACAAGCUCGAGGGUGUUGUCUGGCACCAGAACCCUUGGGAUCUUUACACACCGUCUUUGCGUGCCACCAAAACUACCAGAAUGAUCCACCGAAGUGCCAGGCAUUUCACUGAUUUGUCGUCUCAACUUUGUGAGGUUAAAUGUUCCUUUUGGCCCCAAACGCUGUUUGAUAAACGUUAACACCUCUGGUAAUAUGAUGUGUAGACACUGUCCGUCACGAGACUUGACGUCAUGUUUUACGAAUUUCCUCAGUUCCUGUAAAAAAACAACAACAACAACAACUACAAUGCCAUUCAAAACUAGGCUGCAUUUCCGCCGUCUCCCGGGUCCGGUCUUUGAUCAAGCUUAAGAUAAGCUUGUGGGGAAAAACUAUUUUAACACCGAAAUAAUGUAGUUAUAAUGUAGUAUUCGAACUUUAACUUGAUAUACAUUUUCACAUCCCAAACUAUUACAGGUAUAUAUGUUACUGCUUUACAUGAGUAGUUUCAGACAGUAUGAUUUGGGUCCAAUUAUAUAUUAUUUUGGCAAAAUAAACACUGAAAGAGAGUACUCUGGCUAUGUAUUUACUUUAACGUUUGGGAAUACCUCAAUAUUCUUCGUGACUUGUAAUGUUUUGUGGAGACAUUCACAGAAGUCUUGAAAGCUUGAAUCCUGGGCAGCCACGUCACAACUACCACCCGUUUGGACUAUGUUCCUUACAUAUGGUAGAAACAUGUUGUCCAGGUAAUUUUCAAACUCCUCCGCUGAAAUCGAACUGUUAUUACUUUCAUCUUCACCUGCACCAUAGCUUUCUAUAAUCUAAAACAAUAGCAAAAGACACAUUGAUUACUAAGUGUUAAUCAAAAAUGCUAAAAUUGGUCUUCUGCCGUCGUUUUUGGCCCUAUUUGGUAUUUGACAGGCAGGUUAGGUGGUUUUCUGUCCAAACGUGGAUGGAUUUUUUCUAGUUUUUGGCGCAAGAUUUAAAGUCUAAUUAUCAACGAUUUUGAAAACCAUAAACUUGUAAAAAUACAACUUCUACAGAAAUUCUGACGCCAGAACCAGAUCCCCACUGAUCCAUAGUUCUAUUUUGCUGCCAAGUUAUUGUGUACUUUUAAUCCAUCAUGGUGUCUAGUUUAUUGAUAACAUAUCUCACAACGCACUUUUUGAAGUAUAACAUCUUGUCUAGUUUUCGGGUUUCUCUGUCGUAUCAAACCCGUAACCACCCGUGCGGAUGUACGUCUUUUUUACCCGUUGUGACGUCAUCAGUUUUGAACGACCACAUUUUGAGAACGCAUGUUUUAGGGACCUUUUAUGGGGGAGGGGGGUGCUGAUGGGAUUCGGCGGGUAGCUCCUGCCUGUAGAAUGUGAUGCUUCCCCCUCUUCAUAAGAAAUCUUUGGGCAGCUCCCCUUCUAUCUCAAAUUAAUUGAGAUGACCCCCCCCCCCCCCCCCCCAAAAAAAAAGAAAGAAAGAAAGAAAGAAAAGAAAAGAAAAGAAAACUGAAAAAGAAAGACAGAGAACGAACAAACAAAAGAUGAAAAAUGACUAAGUUUGUUACUUUUUUUCUGAGGGAACGUUCAUAUUUGGUAUGCUUUUAUGCUUUUUUGCAUGUUAGUGGGGUAGAAAAACACCUAAAAUUCACCCGAAAAUUCCUUUGAAAUCUUGUCUCAUGCACUACCCAACUGCAAUUCUAUCUUAUCCUACCAUCCUAACGUUUCAAAUGCCAAGCAGAAGAAAAAGAUAGAGGAGAGACAGCGUAUUCUGCGCAUGACGAGAUUCGGUAGCUGACAUGCCUAGGGCAUUCUCAUCCCCAGAGCCCGUCGUUUCUUGGUCACGUGGUCUUUUACAAAUUAAGCCAAGUGGCUCUGGGGACGAGAAUGUGCGUAAGGCUACAUGUUACAUGAAGCAGCAUUUUAGGCAGUUUUGGUUGUUCUUGACUAGAUGACCAUAAAACGGCUCGACUAUCUUCAAAAGGCCUUCUUCGGCAAAUUUCCCACGGGCGAAUGGGAUAAUCAAGAUAAAGAAUUGGGGGAUAAUGUCGCUGUCACUGUAAGGAUUUACGCCAACAGUACUGCAAUUGUACAGAAUUGUUUCGGCAGUGUAUAAUGAAAUGGCGUCUCAUCUCAAUCUCUUAUUCCUUUUUUGUGGCUGUAGGCAUGGACAAUUGGUGUUUAUAUAGAAAGACGUUUUAAAGUUAUUUAACGUGUCCCACAGAUGUACGUACGAAUCAACGAGCAAAACGCACCUCGUGUACAAUAGCCUUGUACAGACCAUAAAGUUUAUGAAGUCUUGGUGGUAGCUCUGGAUCUUUAUGUUGAAAAAAAAAAUUUAUCUGUUUAUCAACCAAAUGAGUGUUGCUGCACAGCUUAGUGGCUAGCUGGAUCACCCAUGGGAUGCAUUCAGUCGUGCACAGCUCGUUCAGAUCUUGUUUGGAUUGCCUGUACUUCGCCGGGUCUUCCGGCGGUUCUGGUUUCUGGUAAACUACAGGAACAACCCGUUCGAAGGAUCUAUAGAAAACAAUAUUAAAAGAUGUGAGAUGUGAAAUUUAAUAUCACAGAAGUACGGGAAACUAUACCAGAACUUCAACUUAAAUGUAAUAUUACUACAAGCAUGGACAGAGAUGCCGAAAUAUGUACACAGAACAAUUUUAGUUAACUGAAUCCUUAAAUUAUAAUCACUGCUUCAUUUCAGGAACAAGUUCUAUAGCAGGCCCUUGCAUGCAAUGGCAUCACUGGGAGGAGACAUUAUUCUUUCAGGAUCAGAAUCUGAAUUUAUAUGACUAUGAAGUAAACAUUACAUAUACAUUAUACCUUAAGUCCUCAUCUAAAUCAAAGUUAACUGCCAACACAACAUUUGUCACUGGAACCUCUUUCCCCCUGCCUUUUGUGCGCUUGCCCUUUGAAUCGAAUGAACCAGCUAAUACACCCUUCACUGUGGAUGGAUAUGCGGGAUCAUCCCAGCACAAUGGUACUGUAGUCUUCCAAAGGAGAGACUGUAUAACCUCAGCUGUUGCUUGAGAUUCCACCUUACAACCAAGCAUUUUGGAAAUUACUUCAAUUGUUGUAGACUUUCCUGAUCCUGGUGCCCCUAUGGCCAUUGGAGCUGGACAAGCAUCUAGAAAUUGACAAAAUAUUUUAAAUAUGAAGUGACAUAUAGCCCAGUUACUUGUAAUUGGCAAUGUGUGUCAAAAGUCAUUGAAACAUUUCUCUCAAGUGCAUUGAAAUUUUGUUUGCAGAAAGCUGAAAAACUCCUGCAUGUACAGUGUGUGGUCGUGAAUGUUUUUUUGCUAUGGCUCAGCUUGAACAUACACAACUUACCAGCAAUCAGAAUUGAGUAAGGGUAAUGGAAGCACGCAAUGGCACCAGCCAUCAUCAUAACUGAUUGAUAAAAGUUGAUAUUAAACACAGGUAGGGCCACAUCUAGAAAUUUCGUCCAGCUAAAAGUAUUUAGGACUGGAGAAAUUUGAACUUUAAACUCGUUAUUAUCACUAGGUCCAGCACCAUAGCUGUCCAUCCAGACAUACAAUGUUUCCUCCUCUGGGAUUAAUUGUCCUUUCCCAUUCAUCUGAAAGGAGAACACCAUUCUCUGUUAAUAGCCCAGUUCAGUGCAAAAAGUGCUCAGUGCUCUCAAAAUAUUUUUAGAGAGGUCAUUCCAUUGACUAAAAGUCAUUUUAAUCAACUAUAGAUAAUGAAGACUUCACAAAAACAAAGCUGGUUAUGAAAUGGUCAACUGAAUAUUAUACCGAGCAGUUGAACUUUUAAUCCCACAUUUUAACUGACCUUAGCUAUUACUGUCUAGGUUUAGCCGCUAUUAUGAGCACGGCUGGCAGAGACCAACCACAUUUCUUUCACCACAGUGAAAGGUCGUACAUACUUUUACGUGAAAUAGCUACCUUAAACUGGAGAAAAAUCAUUUUACAGUCGGUAAAGUGUCCUUUUGUAUCACAUCAUCUCAAUAUUAACCCUUUAAGCCCUAAGAGUGAUCAGCAUCAAAUUUCUCCUUGUAAUAUCAAUGCUUUGUAAAAUAGUGUGGACAUAAGAAUUACAAACAUGAUUGCGCAAGAUGAAUUUGCUUGAUAUUUUAUCAACUUCUCCUCACUACUUCUAUAGGAAAUGAAUAGGGGCAACAAAUGAGAUUUCAAAUUUUGAUCUUAGAGUUUAAAGGGUUAAGAGGUUUUGACGAUACCUGCACCGACUCAUUGAAUACGUAGAUGUCCUGUUCCGGCAGAUGGUCCUUUAUGGAGAUUUCAAUGGGCUGUCUACCCACAGUCGUGACAGCCUUGUGUACUUUUCCAUUUUGUAAAAAAUAGUUUCUUGUCAUAGUUUUCAAAAGACCUUGUAGUUGUACAUCCUUUACAUCUUCCCAGAAGACACCUCCACAAUCAGCCAAUGCAUUGUUCAAUGAACUUUUGAACUUUUUGGCCGAGUCCAUAUCUAGACAUGAUAUGAAGCACUUUCUAGAAAAUAAAAGUUUGACAAAUGUUACAUCGUGACAUUUUAAAUCUUUAUUAGUAUUGCCUAUUGGCUAAUGUCAUCCAAAAUCCUAUACAGGGCAUUCUCAUUGCUCAAACGCCGAGCUCCUGAUAUAUGUCAGGGGGAGGAAAUUUAAACUUAUCAUGUAAGUGCUUGGAAAUUGUUUCCAAGUUGUUUUAUUCAAACUGAUACAGCGAUAGAGAAGGUGUUUGUUUGAAAGGGAUUUCUUGUGUUUGCUUGACAGUCAGGGUCCUAGUCAGUCAGACGAAAAAGGCUACUUAAAAUGUAAGGGUUUGAAGAGUGUAUUUUUCGAGAGUGGAUGGCCAUGGUAGAGUGUAUUUUUUAAGGACACUAUGACAAUUAAAUAUAGUUUCCCGGGAGGCCACACUUGCGUGACCUCCACCUGCUUGAAAGUGACCUCGUGUCAAUUAAGUCUAUAUACCUGCUUUGAACUAAAACGAAAAAAAAAUCAAGCAGUUUUGAGAACAAGAAUUACGAAAAGAAACUAUCAAUUUUCUGUGUGAUCGAUUACCUUGUAUACACGCUUUUAGUCGAUUGUAGGACAGACCAAAGGAUAACAGCUAUCAGAAGACUUACUGUUACGCGCGUGGUCGUAAAUGCAGAAAUAAUUUUAAUCAGGGGCACGCAAGGACUGUUUUCUGUAAAAUAUCUGUUUGGAGAGGCAAAAAUUGCCUAGAAUUUUCUAUAGCUUGAGGAAGGCUAAAAAUUUCUAGAUGACCGUUCCUUUCAUGUACAAUUUUCGUAAUAUAUCUAAUAAAUUCCCUACGAUUUUCUAAAAUUUAAUUUUUCGCAUUUCAGUACCCAAGUUAGCCUAUUUUUCGCGCUGUGGCUAUAUGGCCGGUAUAGUUAGAUUAGUUAGAAAUAUUUCAAGACAAGUUUUACCUUCAAGUUAACUUAAAGCUAUCUUCCCACGCAACAUAAUUAAGAUUGAUUGACAAGUUUCGCCUUUCUCAAAGCUCAAGAAACCGCAAGUAGCCGCAAGUCAAGGAUGGUUUUCAAGUCGCUUGAAACUUUCUUGAAUCGUUUCAACCGCAAAGUAAAGUUACUUGAGAUUUUACUUAGGCCUUCACACACGAAUUUUUGGUUGAGUAAAACUUAGCAGCUCUUAAGUCUUCCCCGCCGCGCCGCUUUCCAUUUAGGAAAAAAACCCGGAAAUUUCGGUGGUAGCAAAAGUGGAAUUUCCGAUUGGUAAAAAGUUGUUCCAUUUGGUCGUAAACCCCGGUACGUGGCGGUGCCCGACCGUGGACCUGGAACUGGUACAAACUACGUUAAACGUAAAUGGCACACGACAUUCCGUUGGAAAAUUCCAACCGGGAAAACGGGACCACCUUUUUAGAUUUUCCACUUUUUCUGGGAAUUUUCCAGUGGGACGAACCGACGAAACGUGUUCCAUUUACCGCCGAACCGGAAAUUCCGGAAAUUUUGACUAAAUGGAAAGCGCCCAUAAUUAACCUUGAAGAGUUUUAUACCUUUUGCCCAGCAACAAUGUUUUGAUUGGUUCAGAGCGCAAAGUGAAGAUUUUCAAGUCGCUCAGCAACAAAGUUUUGAUUGGUUUGAAGAGUUUCCAUUUUUGCUCAGCAACAAGGUUUUGAUUGGUGCAAAGUGCACUCUGGUAUGUUUUUUAAUCAUAGCACUGUAGAUGCAGAGGUUCUUUGCCUUGAAAAUUUCUUUACUUUCUUUCUCUCAGAGCUGCAUUUUUUUUUUCGUUUUAGCCCAUUGUAGUUCAUUAGCUUAUUUUAGGCCAUAAUAAACUUCGUAGAAUGUCAUUUCCCGUUUUAGUAUUAAAAAAACCUAAUUAAAUUACCAAAUUCAUCACGCGGCUCCAAAAUUUCACAAGUCAAAAGAUAUAUUGUACAUUUCCCAAAGUUUCGGUAAAAAUAAAUAAUCCAUGAGUAUAGAAAGAAAAUAUCAACUUACUUCGACACAUUGUUCUCCCCCAAAGUCUUGUGGACUUGAAAGAUGUAUCCACUAUGCUUGUUAAGUGCACCCUGGAACUGGACAAAACUCUCGAUCUCAAACCAGAAGUCAGCAACGCUCUUGUAAUUGCCACGCUUAACCUUCUUGUGAAUGCAAAAUGACCCAUCUGCUGCCUUUUUAAAGCUUAACGAUUUUACAGGAGAAGCCAUAGUUUCCAAAAUCAAAGAGAAAUACAGGAACUUGAGGAAUGACGUUUAAGCUCGAGAAAGUGCCGAGAAAUGACACGCUCGUCGAAGGACUGAAAGGUGCAUUUGGCGCGAGUUUCCAUGAACACACGCUUAUAUCGUCGGUAUUUGCCAGAAAGAGCUCGCGGCUCUGGAAAUACCGUAUUCCACGCCCCGCCAACUAGGUCAGGAGGAAAAAAAUCCAAGGACCUCAAAUUCCUACCGAUUUGGAUCUCGUAGGGGACAAACCUUCAAAACAAACUGGUGGUACUUCGUUACUUUGUUAGCAUUCUCGUUUUUAAACGAAAGAGAAGAGAGAUUGGACAUUACCUAGUAAUUUGUUCUUCCACCAAAAAAGAAGUUGUGAGGCAAGGUGCGAAAAGCUUUGUCAAUGAAUUUGAGUAAUUAUGGCGUUCGAGGUGCGAGAACGUAACCCCUAAUUUGUGUUGGGUGUUCUGUGCAUUAUUGGCUUUCCUGUGCAAUUAAUAAGGGAACUUUUUUCGAGAAUUGCAUUCAUCGUCGUCGUCGUCGUCGACGUCGACACAUUAUGAGGCGCUUGCUUACGUUUUACCUCACUUUGACGCGUUAACUCAAGUGGUGAUUCGUGUGUCCUCGGCGUUCAUCUUUCAAACGUUUGCUGAGUCUGCUAUUCUGUCUUCGUAAAUCGUUCAUCUCAGUUUAAAAGUGUGCUGAAUCUUCGCAAAGCGCACAUAUUUAAGAGUUUGCUGAAGGUCUACUAUUGAUCUGUGUUUAAUGAAUCUUCCGAAGCGUUCAUCUUUCAAAAGUGUGCUGAAAGUUUACACCCUGAGUAAAAUUUUACUUUGGAUUAAGCCUUCAUAUUUUUUUUUUGGUAAAUGCGUGCUACUCCUGGUGCAUGCAUCAAACCGGGUUGUUUCGCUCGGCGUCCGUUGUGCCACAAAGCAAAUUUACCGGCGAGUUGUGAAGCUCAGCGUCUGUUGUGCCAGGCGGCCGUAGUGCCACAGAGUAAAUCUACCGAGCUGUGUAGCUCGGCGGCCGUUAUUCCACAAAGUAAAUCUACCGAGAAGUCAAGCUCGGCGGCGGCCGUUAUUCCACAAAGUAAAUCUACCGAGAUGUCAAGCUCGGCGGCACCAUUUCAUCAUGUCUUGUGAUAUUUUCGUUAGUGGACAAACGAACAUUUAAGCUCUGUGUUAUUUAUUCGGAAAAACGUGACCAGCCCACAGUAGUGCCACUUAAGCCACUGAAAUCAAUACACUCGACCAAAUUACUGGAAAAGUUAUUGACGUGAGCCGCACACACAUUCCACUGAAGGCUUUGUUGAUUCCCCUGAAACGUGUGUGAAAUUGAGAGGUGUAGUGGAAGUGAACCAGUGUUCAAACACAAUCAUUGUGCCCCGGCAUUCACCACAAAAAUGUGGUCUUGGGUCGUUCUUUAAUAUCAUCACAAGUUAAGAAGACUUGUCAGUAACGGUUUCCGGCAUUUUAUAGCCGGUAAAUUUCAGUAAUUGUCUACAUUUGGAAUUCCCAAUAUUAAAUAAAAUGAAUGAUUACAUCUAAAACUUUGUCAACUGUUUGCUUUUUAACAGUAACUGGGCCAGGUUGUUCAAAGCUGGAUUAAGAUAACCCAGGCGAGGGUUAAUGCGAAAUUUGAACUCAGAUCUGAGAGCUUCAUUUUGCCAACAAGUUGAUGAUUGGACGCUCUUAAAAAUAACUGAGAAAAUUAUCCAAAGAAAUGUUUUUUAACAUAAGAAAAAGAAACCCGGGUUAAGCCCUGAUCGGCCGUCAAACAACUGCGCCUUGUAGAACAUCUAUUGCGCCAGUAAAACAAAAAGUUCCUUUUACACGCCCGAAGCACUCUACGUCACUCUGGCCAGUGUCUCCUCAGAUAACAAGCACUUGAGACGAACCAUACGAUAUCACGCUGAUCGCUAGCCUUCAAAACCUUUUCAUUAUCAUACACAGUUUAAAUCGGGGUUUCGCUGUACGCAACUGUUACGUUCAAAAUAUGCGAUAAUCAUAUCUAUCGCGAGAACCAUCGACCCUUUCCCCUCAACUGCUACCUGUACGCCUAGCAAACAUAUCGAACGCACUCUUCUAAGUACCUAUUACUCCUAGUUAAAUAUGAGAGAAUCCUCAGUCCAAGUACGAAAAAAAAGGAGCGCAAGUUUAAGACGGCUCAGGUUUCCCGUGACUUUUCUCCAAUCCCCAGAAGAUAAUAAUUAACUUUGGAUUUAAGUUUCUAGAUUUUAGUCGGAAGAAAAUGGAAGCGUUUUGAUUCUUCCCACUCCGACCACUGCACUCAUGACUCCGCUUACGAGUCCUAGCCUUGUACUUGUGGUGUCAGCCAUUAUGACGGGAUACGUUGACCAAAUAAAAUUACUACCUUUUUCAACAAACGCGAUGGCAUUGUUACAAAUUGCGACAGCUUUUAUAAUUAUAGACUGCAAAACAGUCCGUAUUUUUGCGUGUACGCGCGAGCAGUCAAACAAAUGAGGCUGAAAACAGAGAGCAAGACUGGGGAGAGACGCUAAAAAUACUAAUAAUUUUUUUUCUCUCGCCUCACAAGCCCUACGGGCGUUUGACGCUCGCGCGCUUCGCGCGCGUAAGACUCUUACACCACACACUCUUUAUCGAUUUCUUUACUGAUUUUGAGAAAAAACUGACUGUUUUGCAGUCUAUUAUAAUUACAAAGCGCGACACGGUUUGAAUUGCCAAUUGCAACAGGACACAUGUUGGUAAUUGGUGGGUGUAAAACUAGGAAACAUAGGCACGCGUUCCCAGUUUAUUAUUUUUCGCUCCUUUUGGCUAUCUUCGCAGGCGGCCGUCGCAGUUUGCCAUCAUCUAUUAGUCUUUACACAUUGUUCAUAUCACCUUCGAUGUAACCAACCAUGGGCUUCCUUCUGGAAGCUGAUUUCAAUACGUCUAGUUUAUAGUGCGAGACUUCUUUAAGAAAUAAUCGAGCAGUUUUUCAGUAUUCGACCUGUGUUUAAUUUUCACAGACUUGCUCUUCACAAGUGUAAUAUGCCUGCUCUCAGCAAGAGCUUUUCCUUUCCAGGGCUGUAAUCCGGAGGCAACAUCAAUUGUGUGGGAGUGUUUUGAUUGAACAUUUUAUAAGAGUGGGGUAAAGGAGAGGUUCCACGCACGCCUGACGGACAUUUAAAAGUAGAAAUAACGCACCACGGGGAUUAAAAUACCGUGUUCACGUUUCACGUAAAUUUCCAAAGAAACAGAACAGUGCAUGGCUGGACCUGUUCAGAAUGCCGCUGUCUGCAGAGUUAAUGAUAAGAGUCGAUCUUUUGAUUUUUGUGCCUUCCAGACAACUCGUGCAGAGAAGUAACGGAAGUCAGCUAAACAUACAAUGAAAUGUAGGUGAAGGUAAACUGAUGAUGACCCCGGCUAAUGCUGACGGAUAUAUAGUACUCAAAAGGAACGUCAUUUGCCUUUCCCUUAUCUCAAAGUUGAGACAACCGGGAGGCUUCUGCUACGAGCAGUGACUGGUCGUAGAAAAGUCAUUUCAUCCUCGUUGUCGUCAUUGUUUAUCGCAUAGGCUUUGCUCCCGUCAGCGGAUUUUUCUAAUCGACAGAGUUUUAUUCCAAUCGAGGAUCCUAGACCACGCUUUUCGGACUUAGCUUUCAAACCAACGUAAUCAAUGAUGUGGCGUUUAAGAGCUUCAAGAGAUGAUAUCUUACUGUUUAUGGAUAUUCGAAUUCGUUCUUUACCUCCAAGAAAACCCACGGAUCCCACAGAUUUGGAAUCUACACAAUAUCUUUCUCCGUUCAAGUUAAAAACGUAUCCCUCUAAUUUAAAAACUGUCGGCCAUCGCAACCGAGAUCCCCACGCAAACCCCACUUGUGUUAGCUCCACGAAAAUGAGAGUUGAAUUAUGAUUGGUUAAAAAAUACUGACUCACGAGCUCACGGAAAUCGUUUCCCAGCUCGAGAUCGCAUACGCUUCUUUCUCGGCGGGUAAAACAAGAGCCGAAAAAGUUGUCUGCUCUCGCAGGCUAGGUCAUAGUUCAGGACGACAUUUGUAGGAACGACUGUAAGGGCCGGUUAUGUAGAGGGAAGACCAACGUAGUCCGUGGUUUAAGAAACCAUUGGGACUACAGAUCUCUUUCUAAGUGGGUAAUAUUGUGAAAAUAAAUGUUUCUCCCGUCUAACCUUUUGUUGCCAUGAAACAUUUCACGAUAAGCGGUGUUUAGAUAAAAGCGCUGACAAAAUGGAAAAUGGCUUAGAACACGGUUUUGUUGAACUCUGGCUAAACUCUGGCUAAAUUCCGUCCUUAUAGUCAUUUAAGACCUGUUAAAAGAGUUUAUUUGAAGCACCACUUGCUUCACUGUAAAAUUUGUUUUUCACGAAAAAAAAAUUGGAUGAAAAUCACGAAUAUCGAAUGAAAGAUUUUAAUGUUCACGUAUCACGACAAGCAACCAUUCACAGUUCCCGGAUUUUCAUUUCGUAUUUUCACCUUUGACGAAAAUUAAAAGCACUUAAUCCUGUAUCACGCAAUAACCCCUUUCACCCGCUCUUACAACGCUUUUUUUGUUUAUUUAUUUAUUUAUUUAUUUUAUCGUUGACCUAGACUUUGUAGCGGUACUGGGUCUGGAACGAAUCUAUGUGUGAAGUAACGCUUAGGGUCUUAAAAUUAGUGAAAAAGAAUAUUUUGCCUUAGUUUGUUUCAAUUCUGUAAGUGGUUAGUCUGUUUUUUUUUUUUAUACGGCAGGCUCUUCGUCUUUUUAUCUCCUCUGCUCUUCUAGCAUUAAACGUGCCCUAGGUUGAAUUUCUUGAAUUAUUUCCCAAUUUUAUUCGAGUGGGUAAUAAUGUUUAUUCUAUGUAAGUCUGCGCUAUCAAGUAUUUAGUUGUUUCUCUAUAACAUCUUCCGCUUUAGGAAACUUUAUCCAUGUUUCAUGACUGAAUCAACAACUUGGAUCCCAUAGGCAGAUUUGGAAGAAAGUUUUGGAAUAUUUACUUGCUAAAGUUGGGGGACUUGAAGAAUUAUCUUGAAAAAUAAAAUGUGCAUGCUGAUGCAAGUUGGUGUUAAUGUUUUAUUCCUGGAAGGAUUAUGCUGAAGCAUUAAUUUUAUCUCAGAGAAUUAAAAUAUUCGUCUCAGUAACAGUUUUCUCAAAAAAGAGAAAAACGAAUGAUAAAAUCCUACGCUUUGGAGUCGGCAUGAGGGUAACCUUCUCACGGCUGAACUCCCUACAACACCUAACUCUACCAUCAAACAUCCCGUUCAAUGGAAUGUUUUUGAGCAGCAGCCUUUACAACUGCCUAAAUAUACAAGAGAGUCUGCCUAAACACGUACACCAUUAUCCAGCCGUGUUUUUUUAGCUCCAAAAUUUACAAAUAACGUAAAGCUCACGAAACAAGCCUACCGAUGUGAAAUGGAACAAUGUGUCGCACAUAGCGUGUGUGAUGCGGAGUAUGUAGGUUAGACGCGCAGACAGUCACAGGAUCGUGUAGAGGUACAUAAAAACCAUCCAUCCCAACAGUAUAAUAUCAUAGACCUAAAGGUUGCUAUCUAAUGAGACGUUUGUGGGCCUAAGGAAUUAUAGAAAUACCUUGACAAUUCAAGAUGCUCAAGACAGCUAAAACCGAAUCUAAACGUGCCGUGGGUGUAUCACCCAUAAAUGUAAUAAAAACGAACCAUUAAUGUAAUAAAUUAAUAACCGUAAAUGUCGUAAAAUUGUGACCAUAGAUGUAAUGAUCUAGCUCACCAUAAAUGUAAUAAAUUUUAACCAUAAAUGUAAUAAGUAUAGAAACUGGUAUGAAAGCGAGUUCGUUUCGAUAUUUAUGGGAACAAGUAGUGUUUAAGAGGUUCUUAGAAUUUCAAGCGCAGUUUUGUAUGAUAAACAAAAACGUCAGUUUCCGGCUGUCCACCGCUACUACUUUAAGCUGGUUUGCGAUCACCUAUGCGUUCCGCUUUCUAGAACCGAAGGUUUUUUAUUAAUUAUAACCAAACAGAUGUCGUUGGAUGAUUUAUUAAUGUUGCUUAAUUCCACUUUUUCCCCAACAGGGAAUCGCGCCAUUGCUGUAGCGUGAAAGUAUCCGAAGACUGCACCAAGCCUUAAAAGAGUCCCCGGCGAAAGUUAGUAUGAUGUCGACAGUUCAGUAAAAGAGAACGAAAGAAAAAUCGAUGGACAUUCCAUUGGCCUUGACUUCUUUUUAGGAGGGAUAAAAAGGACUAACCAAGAAACUUACUAAUACCCAUAAAUUUCUUUGUUUUCAAUGCAAAGAAUAAUAGAGAGCUGCUGGAGUACCUCAACAAGGAAACGACAUAAAAACCUUCGAGAGAAAGGUUGGCACAUGUAUAUUGCCAAGUACCUGAGAAAGAUUUCUACAUUUCCACUAAAUUUCAAGUACUACAAAAGAAUCUUAAAGGCAGGCUUCAACACUGUACAAAGACUGUGCUAAAUAAAAAAAAAUUCAAUUAUUGGUUUGUUGCUGCAGGCACUGAGUUGGGGAAAGGACAUGCUCAGUAUGCUCGCCAUGUCUGGCAGUGGCCCUGGAUAAAUGCAGACCAUCAUUAUUACACCAUACGUGCAUAACAUGAUUUAUCAUGUCCCACAAAUGAUGAAAAAGCAUGGCAGUCUGAGGAAGGUUAGUGGACAAGGUAUUUUUGUCAAUUUAUAUGAGCAAGUGCAUGGAACACGGGAAAUGAAUCACCUGCUCUUCCAUGACAGACGAUACAAAUGAAUACAUAUUUCCUAAAGUCUUGGUUCUCAAAAACUCUGAUUAUUCAAACAGAAACUUUCUCUCCACAAUAGAAAUUCCGUUUGGUGAAUUUACAUUCUUUCAUCCAUUUUUAGGUGUAUAGGCGAAAAUGAUGACCUGCGUCGGUAUUUUCACCGAAAAAGCAAUCGCUGGGAUGCAGUCACCAACCUUGUGCUAAGUGAAAACGCCAGAACGAACUACGUGACAAGAAUGGGUGAAACGGGUGUAUGCAAAAAGGGAUGAAGCGAAGCAAGUGAGGAGAAUUUGAGCAGGACCAUCAAUUCAAGUUAACACGGAACCCCAAGCCAUUUGACGAUAGUGCGUUCAGAGAAAAAAGUGAAGAUUUCAGAACUUCUUGUUCUCGAAACUGCAAAGACAGGAAGGGUAUUUAACACAUAAUAAGAAAGCAAGUGUUAAUAGACAAAUUACCCUCAUCUCGGGGAAACUAGUACACGUUACUCUUACUAGUAGGUUAAACAUAGCUAAAACAAAAUUCUCAAAUCUGAUUGGCUAUCAACAAAUGUCCUGUUUUCAGCAAGAAUAGGUCAGUAUGAAAUCGUUAUUAAAGGGGGAGGUGUCACUUGAACGACGCACACGUCCCCGCAUGUGCUAGGUUAAGUAACUAUUUCAAAUAACUGUUAUUUAAGGGUGGGUGUCACUUGGACUAGCUACACCUUCCCGCAAGUGCUAGGUAUAGUGCCCUUAAAAAUUAUUACAGACAAGGUAUUAAGCUACUCUUUCGCAUCUAUAGAGAACUUCCUAAUUUCACGCGCCCGCUCUAUAAGAAAUUUGUGAACACAGCCAAAAAAUGUUGUUUUUUUUUCUAGGGUCAAAUACGGUCAGACUUGCGGAUUCUACUCCAGAAACAUUUAACGAAUUAAAUGAACCUGAAUUAGAUCGAUGAAGUUUGAAACAGUUUGAAUUCACUUUGUAAGAGACGUUUUGGUUCGUUGUCCUCCAAAAAUGGUGCUGCCAUAGCAACAUGACGACUUUCCUCCUCCAGUACGUCCUUUGUGAGGGAACAGCAAGACAGGCCAGACUAUCUACUACGCUGCUACGCUACUACGGCCUACUUGCAAAGAAUAUUGAGGGUUUCUUUAUGGUAAUAGUCGCCACACAGUGUACUACGCUACUACGGUGUACUUGUACUUAAGAUUUACUUCGGUUUAUAUGGUAAGACUUGUGAUACUGUAUACUACGCUACUACGCUACUACGGCCUACCUGUAAAGAAUAGUGACUUUUUUUUGUAUUGUAAGACUUGUCAUACAGUGUACAACGCUACUUCGCUACUACGCUGCUACGGUGUACUUGUACUUAAGAUGUACUUCGGUUUAUAUAGUAAGAAUUAAUUGUGAUACCGUCUACUACGCUGCUACGCUACUACGGCCUACUUGCAAAGAAUAUUGAGGGUUUUUUUAUGGUAAUAGUCGCCACACAGUGUACUACGCUACUACGGUGUACUUGUACUUAAGAUUUACUUCGGUUUAUAUGGUAAGACUUGUGAUACUGUAUACUACGCUACUACGCUACUACGGCCUACCUGUAAAGAAUAGCGACUUUUUUUUGUAUUGUAAGACUUGUCAUACAGUGUACAACACUACUACGCUACUACGCUGCUACGGUGUACUUGUACUUAAGAUGUACUUCGGUUUAUAUAGUAAGAAUUAAUUGUGAUACCGUUUACUACGCUGCUACGCUACUACGGCCUACUUGCAAAGAAUAUUGAGGGUUUUUUUUAUGGUAAUAGUCGCCACACAGUGUACUACGCUACUACGGUGUACUUGUACUUAAGAUUUACUUCGGUUUAUAUGGUAAGACUUGUGAUACUGUAUACUACGCUACUACGCUACUACGGCCUACCUGUAAAGAAUAGUGACUUUUUUUUGUAUUGUAAGACUUGUCAUACAGUGUACAACGCUACUUCGCUACUACGCUGCUACGGUGUACUUGUACUUAAGAUGUACUUCGGUUUAUAUAGUAAGAAUUAAUUGUGAUACCGUCUACUACGCUGCUACGCUACUACGGCCUACUUGCAAAGAAUAUUGAGGGUUUUUUUAUGGUAAUAGUCGCCACACAGUGUACUACGCUACUACGGUGUACUUGUACUUAAGAUUUACUUCGGUUUAUAUGGUAAGAUUUGUGAUACCGUUUACUACGCUACUACGCUACUACGGCCUACCUGUAAAGAAUAGUGACUUUUUUUUGUAUUGUAAGACUUGUCACACAGUGUACAACGCUACUACGCUGCUACGGUGUACUUGUACUUAAGAUGUACUUCGGUUUAUAUAGUAAGAAUUAAUUGUUGUACCGUUUACUACGCUGCUACGCUACUACGGCCUACUUGCAAAGAAUAUUGACGUAUUUUUUUAUGGUAAUAGUCGCCAUACAGUGUACUACGCUGCUACGGUGUACUUGUACUGAAGAUUUACUCAAGAACUAGACGUUAGUGAAAAGCUAUAAUACUGGUUAUCUCUUACCAAGAAAACCCUUUUUUUGGACAAUAAUUAGACAACAACAGUAUCUGUUGAGAAAAAGGUCUUACAAGAAAGAAGAGAUGAAAAAGCUACUAGCUAACUUUACUGUAAUGAGAAGUAUAAAAGACACAGCAAACAGUGGUUGCAAGUGCAUAUCAGUGAUAAUAAAUUCUUUUCAUUUAACCCAGUAGUUUGUUACAUACUGCAAAGAAAGAUUACGCAUAAAACUACGCUACUACGCGUAGUACGGAUAUUUUUUCAAAUUCUUGCUCAUAUUUCUCGCCGGGUAUACGUAUAACGGUAUCUUUCGUAAUAAAAAUACGUGACGGGCACAUCAGAGAAAUUUCAGAGCCCCGGAAGGGUGGAGGGGCUGGGUACUUCCUGAAAAGCAGUUAUGCUUGUCGGAAAAUUAGAAUUAAACCAAAAUGGCCCUGACUCAGUCUCUAUUGAAACCUAAGAACACCAUACGAAGCCCGGAGGGGGAAGGGGUACUUUCAAGUGAGGGGGGCAGUUGUGCUUGUCGAAAAAGUAGAAUUAGUGGUUCAGGCUCUAUUUGACCCCUUAGGCACACCAUGCAAACCCCAGAAGGGGGAGGGGUAGUUUCAAGUAAAGGGGGGCAGAUAUGCUUGUCGAAAAAUAGUGGCUUGCCAUCCUGAACACCUAAGUAACACCAAAAUCUGCACUUAACACCCCCUCCUUUCGUUUAGGACUCCCUCGGGUAGCGAACCCAUGUUCACAUCCCACCCGUCCCAUUUUAUCGUGUGUUCAAUCCCCCCCCCCCCCCUCACCCCAUCGCCCGUCAAAUUGCGCUCCAAGUUUCUUGACUUAUUUUUAACCCUUUCUGGUAAUUUUUAAGUAAACUUUUGUUUUUGUUUACUUUUCUAAUUUUAGGUUAUCCAAUGGGACCAAUGGAACUGGCAGAUUAUGUAGGACUCGACACGACAAAGUUUAUUAUUGACGGUAUGUUUUGUAGUCAAGUCCAAAGUAAGACGAAAGUGCAUCUCUGCCCUUCGGAUUCUAUUUAAGUUGUGUCAUAUUGUUGCCUUGCAAAGCUUAUGAUUUGUGCGUAGGCUCAACGUCGCUUAUUUUUGGUUCAAUUUUUCUCAGUAGGCGGAUGCGCAAGUAGUUACUCGUAUUUGCCAGCGCAGAUAAUACGAAAUUUUCCAUGAAACCAUGGACAUGUCCUUGAAUUAAUUGCACUGGCAAACACCGUCCUUGAAGAAAUUUUCCAAAGGAGAAAACAACUCUUCCAUGUUCAAAAAUAAAUAAGGAGACUUUUCCCAUAUUUUCCCGUCUAUAAUGCCUUGGAAAACUAGCCUCCGAUCAGGCUCACUUGUGAGAGUUCGGGGAAAUAGGGACCUUACGAAAACACGACGACGACAGCAACGGGAACGUCAAACACAACUACGACGUGAAAUGACCAAAUUUUAAGUUUACUUGGGAACGGGAACGGCAAGGCGAUAAAUUCUACCAUCUCUGUCCGAACUUGAGCGCGUUUCCCUCUGUUCAGCUCCAGCCAAAAUCCCCUUCCUUUCAGUACCAGGGCGAAUUGGGAUAAUCGCGACGUUUUCAUGGACGUCGCCGUUGUCGGAUCGUAAGGUCCCUAAUGCUUGGCGGCGGCGCCUUUUACGCGCGCCGCGGCGUAGCAAGCGAGUCGAAUGGGGCGAGGAAAAGUGAAUUUCUAGUGUUUCUGAGGCCUUACACGUUUGUCCAAAAAACAGCAAACAUCCCGCCGUAAAAUUUUGCUUUCUCGCCUUUUAACCGUUUUCUUCCCUAUUUAUUUCACACUUUCUCUCUCUGCUCAUAAUUUUUAGGAAGGUUGUCUACACCUGCAUUUUCAAAAUUCUAUGCUAUAAAAUACAAACCUUUGGAUAUCGUCUUCAUUUUCUUGUCGUUUUUAUAUUUCAGGUUGGCAUGAAGAAUACCCAGAUGUGCCGCUUUUUGAGCCGAGCGAAAUUCUUAACGACCUUGUCGCUCGAAACAAGUUGGGCAGGAAGACUGGAGAAGGAUUCUACAAGUACGACUAG